Molecule: messenger RNA, 2276 nt
Organism: Polyodon spathula (Mississippi paddlefish)
Lineage: Eukaryota; Metazoa; Chordata; Actinopteri; Acipenseriformes; Polyodontidae
Gene: cfap52
Product: cilia and flagella associated protein 52
Exons: 14
Coding region: 61-1779 (572 amino acids)
Biological process (GO): cilium assembly
Molecular function (GO): protein binding
Source: RefSeq, a predicted model, not a curated record
UAGGCUACAUCCCGAAUGAGCACAGAAACUUUUUUGUUGUUGUUUUACUGGCAUUAAAACAUGGCUGGAGAAAGUCAUGCUACGGUACCACAGCUAGAACUGGAAUCCGUCAUUGGAUUUAAUGGACGGGUCCCCAGUGGGUUGAAUGUGCACCCAGACCGAGAGCACCUCGUUUACCCGCUGGGAUGCACCAUCAUCAUCCAGGCACUGAGAAACCGCAAGCAGGAGUUCCUGCACGGACACACCAACAAUGUCUCCUGUGUCACUGUAUCCAGAAGUGGCCAAUACAUUGCUUCUGGACAAGUCACUUUCAUGGGCUUCAAGGCUGAUAUUAUCAUCUGGGAUUAUUCCAAGCGAGAGAUCCAUGCCAGGCUGACCCUGCACAAAGCUAAAGUGGAAGCGUUGGCAUUCUCCCCGAACGACCUCUACCUGGUGUCUCUCGGAGGCCAGGACGAUGGCAGUGUUGUUGUGUGGAAUGUAGCUAAGGGGGAGGCAGUCUGUGGCAGCCCUGCUUCAGCUCCCAGUGCUGGAAACUGCCUGACUGUAAAAUUUUCCAAUAACAAUGAUGCCAUCUUUAUAACAGCUGGAAAAAGCACACUCCGUGUCUGGGACUUGGAUCUUCCAAACAGAAAAAUCCACCCCACAGAAUGCCAAACCGGACAGCUGAAAAGGAUUGUCACGUGCCUUGAGGUAUCAGAUGAUGACAGUUUCUUCUUCUGCGGAACAUCCAGUGGAGAUAUUCUUACAAUAAACCUGAAAACCAAGCUUCUUAAUAGCUGUGCACCUCAGAAGAAGAAAUUCAGUCUGGGGGUGACUGCGCUGAAGACACUGAAAACAGGAGACUUGCUUGUUGGAUCUGGAGAUGGAGUAGUUUCUCUUUGCAAAGGAACACCUUUUAAAGCAAUAAAACAAGUUGAGCUGGUAGGUGGUGUGACUUCAAUCUCGCUUAGAGGACAAGGGCAUCAGUUCUUUACUGGUUCUGAAGCUGCACAGAUUUAUCGGUUUAACUACACAGACUUUAAAGAAGAACUAGUCAGCACAUGCCACAACGAAGCUGUUCAUGAUAUUUCCUUCCCUUUUGGCACUUCAGAGCUCUUUGCGACAUGUUCCAAGAACGAUAUUCGAGUGUGGCAUACUGACACCUGCAAGGAGCUGCUGCGUAUCACAGUGCCCAACAUGACCUGCCACGCCGUGGAGUUCAUGCAGGAUGGAAAGAGCAUUAUCAGCGCUUGGAAUGAUGGGAAGAUCCGUGUUUUUACCCCAGAGAGCGGCAAACUAAUAUACGCCAUCAACAACGCUCACAGCAUGGGAGUGACUGCCAUCGCUGCCACCAGUGACUGUAAAAAGAUUAUAAGUGGAGGGGGAGAGGGACAGGUGAGAGUUUGGGAAAUUGGCAAAGGCUUCCAGAGGCUAAUAGAAGCAAUGAAGGAACACAAAUCUUCUGUGUCCUGUAUAAAAGUGAAGAGGAACAACACAGAGUGUGUCACUGCUAGUUCAGAUGGGACUUGUAUUAUCUGGGAUCUGGUGCGAUUUGUGAGGAAUCACAUGGUCCUGUCGAAUACGUUAUUCAGAUGCGUUUGUUACCACACAGAGGAGUUUCAGAUAAUCACCAGUGGCUCAGACAGAAAGAUUGGAUACUGGGAGGUCUUUGAUGGCUCAGCAAUUAGAGAACUCGAGGGCUCCCUGUCUGGAUCCAUUAACGGCAUGGACAUCUCGCCUGACGGCACGCACUUUGUUACUGACCAGGACAGAGACUUCACAAGCAACAGGAAAACAUGACCUAGGCUGUAAAAUGCAUUGAUUUUGAUGUUAUAACAUUGAAAGGGCAUUUAGAAAUUUCAGGCAUCAGUAGACAUGCUUGUUUUGUGAUAGGUCGAGUCUUUUUUGGUAGACUGUGAGAGUGUUUCUUUGAUGUUAUAAAGCUGUGAACAUCGUAUAGGGACUUCUUGUGGCAUCGUCUUUUAUGAAUAAAUCGUUAUCCCGCUCUGCAGUGCUCUAUGGGUGUCAGUUAUACUCAAAUGAUGUGCUUACCCCUAUCUCAAAGCAACCCAGAAACCUAAAAAAGUAUUUCCCUUAUCGCUUUAAAAAUGUAUUUAAAUUCAUUUUUUUAACACCUCACAAGCCCACGCAGAAAAUAUUAGUAUGUCUUGUAAAAUGUUAUCAGUACACAGAAGGCUCUGGGAGAACGUACAGGUAGCAGAUUAUUAUUAUUUUUUUUGUAUAAAACUGAAUAUGCUUGUGGGACACUGCAGUGUUAAGCACAGUACGUUUCUUCC